This is a messenger RNA of Corapipo altera (White-ruffed manakin), 1866 nucleotides long. RefSeq names its product solute carrier family 22 member 7 (gene SLC22A7). Gene Ontology annotation, molecular function: transmembrane transporter activity. The record is from RefSeq and is a predicted model, not a curated record. Gene Ontology annotation, cellular component: membrane. The transcript has 10 exons. Bases 125 to 1753 code for a protein of 542 amino acids. Gene Ontology annotation, biological process: transmembrane transport. NCBI's taxonomy places the organism in Eukaryota, Metazoa, Chordata, Aves, Passeriformes, Pipridae.
CCAAUGAAGUGGCGGUAUGAAAAGCCAUGGGAAGCUGAGCUCCAAGAACAAAGGCUGCCUUUCAAGCCCUUGUUGCUUUUCCUUGGUAUAUAGCUGCUUUGAAUGAGAAAACUCCACAGGAAUUAUGAAAUUUGAGGAUCUCUUGCUGGAAAUUGGGGGCUUUGGCAGAUUCCAGAUUUUGAUUUUGGUUAUGCUUUGCCUCCCAAGAAUCAACCUGCCCAUGCAUUUUCUGCUGCACAAUUUUAUUGCUGCUACCCCCUCUCAUCACUGUGCAAUUCCAUACCAAGAGGCGUUUGUGAAUCUCACCAUGGAGGAAAUUCUACUCAUCAGUAUCCCCCGGGAGUCCGACGGCACUUUCAGCUCUUGUGAGAUGUUCUCACAGCCUCAGUUUCACCUGCUGCUCAACUCUUCUCUGCAAUCAGAAAACAAAUCCAUCAUCCAGCGCUGCCAGCAUGGAUGGGUCUAUGACCACUCACAGUUGACCUCCACGAUCUCCACCCAGUGGGACCUUGUGUGUGAGCAGCGUGGACUGAAUCAGGCAACUGCAACCUUCUUCUUCAUCGGCGUUACGAUGGGGGCUGUGGUAUUUGGAUACCUCUCUGACAGGUUCGGACGGAAAACUAUGCUCCUGCUGUCGCUUGUGUGCUCUCUUGUAUUUGGAAUGCUGAGCGCUGCCUCGGUCUCCUACAGCAUGCUGGCCAUCACACGGGCCCUCACUGGGUUGGCCCUGAGUGGUGUCUCCCUGAUUGUAUUGCCUUUAGCGAUGGAGUGGGUGGACAUACAGCACCGCACCUUCACUGGGAUCCUGAGUAGCAUCUUCUGGAGCAUUGGGAACAUGCUGCUGGCCAUGGUAGCAUACUUGGUGCGGGAAUGGCACUGGCUGUUAGUAGCUGUAACAGGACCUUGUCUUCUGAGCAUUGUCUGCCUGUGGUGGGUCCCAGAGUCUGCCCGCUGGCUCAUAGCCAAAGGCAAAGUGAAGCAAGCUCACAGGCAUCUGCUUAGAUGUGCAAGAACGAACAGAAGGAAAGAUUUUGCUCUCUCACCAGAGGCCCUGGCAAGGAUGGCAACAGACAAAAAGCCAUCAGGGAGUUACUUCUACAUCAGCUUGUUCAAAACACCAGUCCUGCGGAAGAUCUCUCUGUGUUCUGGGGUUGUGUGGUUUGGUGUUUCCUUCUCUUAUUAUGGCAUGAGCAUGAACCUGACUGGCUUUGGGCUCAACAUCUAUCUCUCCCAGUUUGUGUUUGGUGUCAUUGAGAUUCCAGCCAAGAUGAUCAUGUACGUGCUGGUGAACCGAGUUGGACGGCGACAGAGUCAGGCGUGGACACUCAUCCUGACUGGACUGUGCAUAGGAGCCAACGUUGCCAUUCCCAAGCCCUUCACCUCCUUGCGUUCUGUAGUAGCCAUAAUGGGCAAAGGCUUCUCAGAAGCUGCGUUCACUACUGUCUUCUUGUACACCUCUGAGCUCUACCCUACCAUACUGAGGCAGAAUGGGAUGGGGUACACCUCCUUUGUGGCACGCCUCGGCGGGGCUUUGGCCCCACUUGUGUUCCUGCUGGACGAGGUGUGGAGGUCUCUGCCAGAGGUGACGUACUGCAGUGUAGCAGUGUGCAGCGGUGCAGUGGCCUUUCUGCUCCCAGAGACGCUCAACAUGUGCCUGCCUGAGGGUAUUGAGGACGUCGAGAAGGAACAAGUAAAAGUGCCGCCAGAAACCACUGCUCCCGAGGGCAUGCCACUACAGUCUCUGCUGAAGUGAGGCACGCCAUGGGACAGCCACCAUGGAGGACUGCACAACUGGCCCUUUCUUCACUUGCUAUCUUUUCAGCAGCAGUUUAUCACUCUGGUUUAUCAAGAUCCUUCUCGAACACA